UACAAUGCAGAUCAUAGGAGACAAGCAAGUGCGUACUAAUUGUUGUGUCUCCAGCACGCUUGUUCGCGCCGCUUUAGCUGAGUUUAUUGGCACAUACAUACUUGUUGUUAUUGGCAUCGGUAGUGUAGCCCAGUCUCAAUUGACCAAUGGUGAAAAGGGUGAUUAUUUCACCAUUAACUGGGGCUGGGCGUUGGGUUGUUCGUUGGGAAUCCUCAUUUCGGCUGAAGCAUCAGGUGGUCACUUGAACCCGGCCGUAAUGCUGGCUCUGGCCGUGGCUAAAGAUUUCCCUUGGCGAAGGCUACCCGUGUAUUGGUUAGCCCAGUAUUUUGGUGCGCUGGUAGCGUCUGGCAGUGUCCUCGGCGUUUAUUACGAAGCCAUCCUCCUUGGAAAACGAGACGGAAAGUUUCGAAUUAACGCGAAUUCGUCUGAACCUGAGCCAGGCUCAGCGGCCAUUUUUGCCAACUAUCCGACUCCGUAUUCGUCAGUAGUUACUGGCUUAGUAGAAGAGACUUUAUGUACAAUGAUCUUCAUGCUGAUUAUUUGCGUGGUGACCAAUGCUAAAUAUUCAAAGGUGCCGAGCUUCUUACAGCCGCUUUACAUUGGUUUUACGUUGUUGGCCAUGGGCGUGGCUUACGGAUCGAAUGGAGGCUACGCUCUAAAUCCAGCUCGUGAUCUGGCUCCCCGACUAGUAACAUAUUUCGGAGGAUGGGGACCUCGUGUGUUUAGCUUCCGCGGCUACAAUUGGUUCUGGAUUUUCUUGAUCGGGCCACAUGUGGGAGCUCUCAUCGGCGUUGGCAUUUUUCAUUUCGUGUUCUUUCUACCGGAACAGACAAGGGUUGCAUUCGACAGAACCGAAUCGCAGCUACCAGUUGUGAAUUAUGAAUAUGCGAUGGCUAAUGUACCGGAUAACAAAUCAAGUGUCAUCAAAAUUAAGAGUCAAGAGAGCCACGAAGAAUAUGUUGAAUGUCGAGUAGUUAAGCAAUGUGAACUAUCCCGUUCCCGCCGUGACAGAGAGAUCCUGAACUAUUGA
Molecule: messenger RNA, 1030 nt
Organism: Daphnia carinata
Lineage: Eukaryota; Metazoa; Arthropoda; Branchiopoda; Diplostraca; Daphniidae
Product: aquaporin-9-like
Exons: 7
Coding region: 5-1030 (341 amino acids)
Biological process (GO): glycerol transmembrane transport; water transport
Cellular component (GO): basolateral plasma membrane; plasma membrane
Molecular function (GO): water channel activity; glycerol channel activity
Source: RefSeq, a predicted model, not a curated record